CCCAGGUGGUUUCAGUUAGCAUCCACUCCCUUGUUCUCCCGCGAGUGUCCUCCUUUCCGCAGCUUCCGCGACUGAUCCCUGGAUCUGGAGACCCAGCCAUUCCCCAGGAGGACAAUGACCAAGGUCAAGGAGGCGGUGACGUUCAGGGACGUGGCCGUGGUCUUCAGUGAGGAGGAGCUGGGGCUGCUGGAUGCUGACCAGAGGAAGCUGUACCGUGACGUGAUGCUGGAGACCUUCAGGAACCUUCUGUCAGUGGAAGCGCAGAGUCUAAACAAGAUGGAGACUCUUUGUGCAGAAGGAUUAAGGUGCUUUUUACCAGGGCAGUUUCCAUGCUGGCAAAAGACAAGCCUUGAUUUCAACAAGCUGGCCAGAACUCCAGAAGCUGAAAUAAACACUCAAGGAAAGGGCCCUCAGUUCCUGGAGCAGUGCCAUGCCUCCUCCCACACGGGAGCAGAAGAGCCACCCUGGUCCUCUGAGGGUGAUGGCUGUCCUGAGAGUCUCAUAAGGGACCUUUUCAGCAAUAUUGAAAAUCAGGAAUUUCUGUUCUGGAUAGCCCAGUGUUCUUGGAAUAAAACACAUCUUACCCAGAGACAAAACCAUCAGAAACAGUGUCUGCAGACUCCAGUGAAAAAGCAGCCACGGCUGUUGGAUUUGGGUGUUGACAUUCUGAGCUGCAUUUCCCAUCAUAAUAACAAUAUCCUGCAUAAAACAGACAAAGCCCACAGCAGCAGUGACCUUGGUAAAGUCAUCUUUCCUGUGUCACCUGUCACCCAGCAUCAUGUUUACACAGAACAGAAGACUUCCCAGUGCAGCCAGGGCCAAGAAGCCUUCACUGACAGCCCCAGUCUGGAACUCCAUCAGCAGGCCCUCUUGGAAAAGGAGUCCCCUGUGCCUAGUACACAUGAGGACACCGGCCAUAGCUCCAGUGUCCCCAUUCAACAAAGCGCUCAUCCAGGAAAACAGCGCUACUGGUGUCAGGACUGUGGCAAGGGUUUCAGUCAGAACUCAGACCUUCAGACCCACCAGAGAGUGCACACGGGGGAGAAGCCCUACAGGUGCGACAGCUGCGGGAAAGGCUUCAGCCGCAGCUCAGAUCUCACCAUCCACUACCAGGUGCACACAGGAGAGAAGCCUUACAAGUGUGAGGUGUGUGGGAAGGGCUUCGCUGAGAGGGCACACCUCCAAGUCCACGAGAAGAUCCACACAGAGAAGGCAUAUAAGUGCGGAGACUGUGGCAAGUGCUUCAGAUGUAGCUCGAACCUCAAGAGCCAUCAGCGGGUCCACACGAGAGAGAAGCCAUAUAAGUGUGACGCGUGCGGCAAGGGGUUCAAUUCGGUCUCAAGCUUCCAGAACCACCAGGGGGUCCACACGGGAGAGAAGCCAUUUUGCUGCGACGUGUGUGGGAGGGGCUUCAGUCGGAGCUCGUAUUUUCAAGCCCACCAGAGAGUUCACACCGGCAUAAAGCCAUACAGGUGUGAUGUGUGUGGGAAAGGCUUCAGCUGGAGUGUGAACCUUCAUAAUCAUGAGAGAGUGCACACGGGGGAAAAGCCUUACAAGUGUGGGGUGUGUGGGAAGAGCUUCACUCAGAGGCCACACCUCCAGGUCCACGAGAGGAUCCACACAGGAGAGAAGCCGUAUAAGUGUGGAGACUGCGGCAAACGCUUCAGCUGUAGCUCGAACUUUCACACCCACCUGAGGGUCCACACAGAAGAGAAGCCUUAUAAAUGUGAGGAGUGUGGCAAAGGCUUCAGUCACACCUCAAAUCUGCAGGCCCAUCAGAGUGUCCACACUGGCGAGAAGCCGUUCAAAUGCACCGUGUGCCAGAAGCGGUUCAUUCAGAUCUCGCACCUCCAGACCCACCAGAGGGUGCACACGGGAGAGAAGCCCUACAAGUGUGACACGUGCGGGAAAGCCUUCAGCCAGAGGUCCAAUCUCCAGGCCCAUCAGAUUAUUCACACCGGGGAGAAGCCAUUCAAGUGUGAGGAGUGUGGGAAGGGGUUCAGCUGGAGCCAGGCCCUUACUGCUCACCGGAGGGUCCACACGGGAGAGAAGCCAUACACGUGCCCUCAGUGCGGGAAGGGCUUUAGUCAGGUCUCAACCUUCCACACUCACCAGAGGGUCCACACCAGGGAGCGACCGUACAGAUGUGACGUGUGUGGGAAAGGCUUCAGCUGGAGCUUGAACCUCUAUAGUCAUCAGAGAGUUCACACAGGGGAGAAGGCUUACAAGUGUGAAGUGUGUGGGAAGGCCUUCACACAGAGGUCACAUCUUCAAGCCCAUGAGAGAACUCACACAGAAGAGAAACCGUAUAAGUGUGGAGACUGUGGCAAACGCUUCAGCUGUAGCUCGAACCUUCACGCCCACCUGAGGGUCCACACUGAGGAGAAACCCUAUAAAUGCAGGGAGUGUGGGAAAGGCUUCAGUCAUGCCUCAAGUCUGCAGGCUCAUCAGAGCGUCCAUAUUGGUGAGAAGCCGUUCGAAUGCAAUGUGUGCAAGAAGCAGUUCACUCAACUCUCACACCUCCAAGCCCACAAGAUGGCGCACACUGGGGAGAAGCCGUACAAAUGUGACACGUGUGGGAAAGGCUUCACACAGAGAUCCAAUCUCCAAGCCCAUAAGAUUAUUCACACUGGGAAGAAGCCGUUCAAGUGUGAGGAAUGUGGGAAGGAAUUCAGCUGGAAAACGGGGCUUACUGCUCACCAGAGGGUCCACACAGGAGAGAAGCCCUACACGUGCCCUCAGUGUGGGAAGAGCUUCAGUCAAGCCUCAUCCUUCUACACUCACCAGAGGGUCCACACUGGGGAGCGGCCCUUCAUCUGCAGCAUCUGCUGUAAGGGCUUCAGUCAGAAAUCACAUCUCGUCUACCACCAGAGGGUCCACACUGCAGGGAACCUCUAGGUUUGUUCUGUCAGGUGGGCUCCAUCCUGCUGAUUGUUUAGAAGUUCCCCCAAACCCAGAGGAGUUGAGAGACUUCACAGUGAAGACACUUGUGUUC
This is a messenger RNA of Acomys russatus (golden spiny mouse), 2995 nucleotides long. Its product is annotated as zinc finger protein 235-like. The record is from RefSeq and is a predicted model, not a curated record. Gene Ontology annotation, molecular function: DNA-binding transcription repressor activity, RNA polymerase II-specific; RNA polymerase II cis-regulatory region sequence-specific DNA binding. The transcript is spliced from 4 exons. Gene Ontology annotation, biological process: negative regulation of transcription by RNA polymerase II. The coding region runs from base 115 to 2898 and encodes 927 amino acids. Lineage: Eukaryota; Metazoa; Chordata; Mammalia; Rodentia; Muridae.